AUGUCUAUCUCAGAUGAAGCCCUAAAACAGCUCUUGGAAGGCCCAGCUUUGGACCCUCCACCAGGCAUGCACCCGAAUUUCAUCGAUCCACCAAACCUCCAGUCUCAAAUCCGCGCUGUUGAAAUUUUGACUCUCCUUCUUGCUACAUUUGCAGUGGUCACCCGUAUUUACACAAAAGCUCGGAUCCUCAAGAGAGUUGCAUCAGAAGACUGUAUGUAGGAAAGGUAUCUCUAUCAGAUCAAGCUUGCUGACUUUCGCAGAUCUCUGCUUUCUGUCUUGGGUACAUCAAGACUAAGGCCGGUUUCAAUUCAAUCUAAUUUUUGAUAGGCACUCUAUGUUGCGGUUUAUAUCCCAACUAUUCUCGGAUCGAACGCAACCGCCAACAGACAUCAAUGGGACGUGAAACUCAAAGACAUGAAGGACUUCUUGUUUGUAAGAGAACCAUAGUGAAGGUUUCUCUGACUCACGGAUUCGUGGCUGACCUCAAAUACAGUACAAGAGCAUAGUGGUGACCAUGUACGGGUUUGUCGUCUUGGCCAUGAAAACAUCCAUUCUUAUCCAGUACAUCAAGAUCUUCAGCAUGAACAGACGAAAGUCCUUCUAUUGGAAAUGCCACGCCUUGAUAUGGCUCAACGUUGUUUUCUACUUGACUUUAGCAUUUCUUGAGAUCUUCGCCUGCUCGCCGAGGGAGAAAAUAUGGACUCCUUGGUUACCGGGUGGAAAGUGCUUGCGGGUGCGAGAAGUGAAUGUCUCUGCUGCAGCAGUUAAUGUAGUUUCGGACUUCGUCAUGGUUUUGCUUCCACAGAAACAUGUGUGGAAAUUGAAUAUUAGUACGAGAAAUAGGUUGGGCAUUUCUUUAGCCUUUGCUACAGCAAUAUUGUAAGUCACUUCCAAAAAGUUAUCAGAAACCCACUCACAUUUUUCAGGGCCUCAAUAUGCGCCGCGGUCCGCCUAAAAUAUGCAGUUAUUUACCUUCGACACGACGAUUUCACAUGGCUAUACAGUCAGAUGGCAAUAUGGAUGUUUCUGGAACUCGGUAUUGGAAUUGUUGCCUGUUGUCUACCAACGCUGCCGAGAUUCUUUAAAGCAUUGGCAGAAAAGCCACUUUUUUCCAGCAUCAAUUCGACUCUGCACUCUUUUCUCAGUCCUUCAAAUCGUAACAACUCAGACAAAUCAACUUCCCCAAGCACGGUCCAAGGUCAUAAGUCCUCGGCUGGUCAUAUCAAUCAUGCUCCUUCAGAAACCUAUGAGGAGCUGGAAGAAGACUUUGAACUACCAAUUCAAAACCCUUUAUCAAGUCGAAGUCGUGUCUAUAAAGCCUCGGUAUAA
Messenger RNA from Hymenoscyphus albidus, 1329 nucleotides. The record is from the annotation of a GenBank genome assembly. NCBI's taxonomy places the organism in Eukaryota, Fungi, Ascomycota, Leotiomycetes, Helotiales, Helotiaceae.